This is a messenger RNA of Ctenocephalides felis (cat flea), 2121 nucleotides long. Its product is annotated as anaphase-promoting complex subunit 4-like. Gene Ontology annotation, cellular component: nuclear periphery; anaphase-promoting complex. Gene Ontology annotation, biological process: positive regulation of mitotic metaphase/anaphase transition; anaphase-promoting complex-dependent catabolic process; protein K11-linked ubiquitination. NCBI's taxonomy places the organism in Eukaryota, Metazoa, Arthropoda, Insecta, Siphonaptera, Pulicidae. Gene Ontology annotation, molecular function: protein binding. The record is from RefSeq and is a predicted model, not a curated record.
AUGUCUCUUUAUGCUAUGAAAGAAAUAGAGGAAAGGAUAGUGGUCAAUGAAAUUGAUGUCACAUCCUGGUGCACUAGACUAGAUUUAAUGGCAAUAUCAAAUAAUAAAGGAGAAGUUGCUCUCCAUAGAUUAAAUUGGCAAAGAGUUUGGAAUUUGCCUCCUACGCUAGAAGGACAAAUCGUUCAAGAUAUAGUGUGGAGACCUGAUGGAAAAGUUAUAGCCGUAGCUUAUACUUCAGGAGAAAUCAUUUUAAUUGAUGUUGAAAACAAGGAAUUAGUUCAUAGCUUUACUGUUGAUGGUCAAAUAAGUUGUUUAAAUUGGUCUCAACAAGCUGAUCAAACAAAUCAAAAUGAUACAGCAGAGACGCCAACAAAACAUGAUCACACCACAUUUUUACCAAGAUUACCAUCACUCUCAACGAGCUAUUCAAAUAAAAAAGUAGAAAUGAGUUCUGAUUCAAAAUAUCUUAAAGACCAGACUACUUUGAACAUAUUAAUAGUUGGUCUUUUAAAUGGUUUAGUAUACAUUAGUGUUUUUGGACUAUUUCCUUGUGGAAUUAUCGACCUUAAAAAAAUUACCAAACAUGAAAAUCCAGUAGUAAUUGAUGCUAAAUUGUCAGAAUCAUUCGAGUAUAUGUAUGUAUCUUAUAAAGCAGCUAAUAAAGUAAAUACUCUAAUUCUUAAAACUUCUACACUAAAUAUUUAUUCCAAAGAACUUCAUGUAUUAGCACUAAAGCAUGGUCACAUAAUUCACUUAAUGUACUAUAUGCAAAAUACUAUUAAUUGUAUAGUAGAAGCUUGGGAAACGGCAUUAUUAGAAAUGGAUAAAAAGUUAGAAAAAUAUUCUGCGUGCGUACCAGAAGGUGGUGUUUCAGCAGACUUUUUAGAUUUAUUGAUGUUUGGCACAGCAUCAAUAGAAUUGCAAGCAUUCCUUUUGCAUGAUUUAACAGAGAAAGGACUGAAAAAAAUGGGAGCAUCUAUUGAAAUUAGCUAUUCUACUAUACAAAAAUUGGUCUUAAAAAAAUUGAAUACUGUUGGACAAGCUUUGGUGUACCACAUAUCAGAUUUAAGAGGAAUGGCUAGAUUAACUUACAUUUAUGAGGCUUUAGGAUUGAAUGAAAAUUUAGUUACACAAGCCUUGAAAGACAUUGGUUCAUUUCUGGUAAAAAUUGGUGAAGUUCAGCAGGUUAUAGAUCACUCCAUGAAAAAUUACAAGGCAUUCUUUCGCUGGCUUUAUGUUGUAAUUGUUAGAUUAAUGGAUGAAAGAGUGCCUCAUGAUUUUGCAGAAAUGUCUCAACAGGAAAUUAAAUAUAUAGCUGAGUUUUUGGAUAAUAUUGAUGGUUAUGUAGAAAAUCCAAACAAUAAAGAUGAAACAAUAAAAGUGCGUCCAUUUAAUUUGGAGCGACUAGGCCAAUAUUUAACAGACAACUAUUUAACCAUUCCUCCUGUUUUUGACAAAAAUCCAUGGCAUGAAUUUUUGAAACAAAAUUCAUGCUUAUCAAUGCACUCAUCUAUAAUUGAACAUCACGAAAAUCACUCUUUAAUUCAAGAACACAACCAGUUCAUAAAGUCAAUUCAAAAAGUAUUUGAAAAGCCACUUGAAUUAAUUGGAAGCAACUUUAUAAAUGAGGGUAAUAUUAACUUUAUUGGAUUAUCCGACUGUGAAAACCUACUUGUGGAUCAAGUCAAUAUCCCCGAAAAGCCCGUAAAUAUGCAAUUCUACUCAUCUGAGAUUUGUUCAGUUUUAUUGCACCAACAAACAGUGAAACAAAACUGCAUAUUUCUACAAUUAAAUAUACUGAUGCUAAAAGAUAAAUUUGUAAAUAUUAAAAUAUCAAUAAAGAGACUGGAACGAUAAUUGUUGAAAAAAAUAUGCUUGCUUCCUAGAUAUAAUGCUUUUGAUAUAAUAGACGCUUGUAGUAUAAGAUUGAUUGAAAACAUGUUAUGUAAUGACUUUGCAGUAUCAUCGACUAGAAAAGUUGCAAUAUUAAUAUCUCAGACCAAAAAGAAAAUAAGAAUAUAUGAAAUGGAGGUCGAAGAUGAUGAAGACGAUGAAGAUUUGGAAUUUUCAAAAGACAGUGAUAAUAGUUUAAUUAACACAUCCAAAGUAUCUGUAAGCUAA